This is a messenger RNA of Penicillium concentricum, 327 nucleotides long. RefSeq names its product putative quinol monooxygenase. Lineage: Eukaryota; Fungi; Ascomycota; Eurotiomycetes; Eurotiales; Aspergillaceae. Bases 1 to 327 code for a protein of 108 amino acids. The record is from RefSeq and is a predicted model, not a curated record. The transcript is spliced from 3 exons.
AUGUCGUCUGAAGUUAUCAACCAGGUUGCCAUCCUCACAGCUAAGCCAGAAAAGCUUGACGAACUCAUUGCCGAAUUAGCCAAUAUUACCCGGAAGGUGCAAGAGGAUGAGCCUGAGACCACUGUAUACUAUGCCUUCUCUAUCGCGGAUACAAAUGAAGUCAUAGUCGUUGAAAGAUAUGCAAACCAGGACGCAUUGGAAAGACACCGUGUUGCACCUUACUUUCAGGAACUCAUUAAAAAGGCUCCAACCCUGUUGGCAAAACCUUUGGCGCUCAAAUCUGGCAGACAUUUGCUUCAAGACUCUGCACAAGUCAUCCGCCUAUGA